Hyla sarda is the source of this 1646-nucleotide messenger RNA. RefSeq names its product cytotoxic T-lymphocyte associated protein 4 (gene CTLA4). Bases 85 to 708 code for a protein of 207 amino acids. Lineage: Eukaryota; Metazoa; Chordata; Amphibia; Anura; Hylidae. The transcript is spliced from 5 exons. The record is from RefSeq and is a predicted model, not a curated record. Gene Ontology annotation, cellular component: membrane; external side of plasma membrane. Gene Ontology annotation, biological process: T cell receptor signaling pathway; regulation of T cell proliferation; immune response.
UCCUGCAGGCUCCAGCGAAGAUCCCAGGUCCCCGGGCAUCUUCUCCUGCAGUUUAAAGACUCUGAAAUUUACAUUUGGGACACAAUGUUUUUCCGAGUGUUCAUUGCGUUUAUCUGUUUCUAUACCAGGAUGUCAGAAGGUACACAGGUGACUCAGCCACCUGUGAUAGUUGCAAACAGGCAUGGAGAGGUCACACUCAUAUGUAACUAUACUGUUUUUGGAAAGAUGGAAGAGAUUCGCUUCAGUCUCCUGAAGAAAACAAAUGCCCAUAUUUCAGAGAUUUGUGUUUUCUCAUUCAACACUAAAUAUGAAACUGUUGCUACUGGAGACAAGAUCACUUGUUUAGGCAUUCCCAGCCCACACCACGUUACCUAUAACAUCUCAGGGCUUCAAGUAGAAGACACAGGCCUGUAUACUUGUAAAAUGGAAGUCAUGUAUCCUCCUCCUUAUCGGACUGCUGAGGGGAAUGCAACUCUUGUUUAUAUCAGUGAUUUAACAAGUCAGUGUGCACAAUCCAUGGAGCCAGAAGAAGCCAACUUGUACAAAUGGGCGUUAUUCACAAUCUUUGUGGUUUUGUUCUUGUAUAGUUUCAUUGUCACAGGUUUCCUACUUUGUAAGAAAAGAAAAAGAAAAUAUGAUACUGGAUAUUAUGAGCAAAUACUACAGUCACACUACAAGAAUCAUCACCCAUAUUAUGUUCAAUUCUGAAUUUUUAAACAGGUUGGAAACCUCAACUUUACUGUACGAAACAUUAUCAAUUUUUGCAGUAUCUAGCUGAAUAAAGUACUUUUUAAGAACGAUUAUAUUAUAUACUUUGGGCAUCUUAUUGUAGCAUAUAUUUAGUCUAAAGUCUACUAUAAACCAUGUUGGGUAAUUCUUUUAGGUAUUGGCCUUUAAAAAAAACUCAGUCUCACCAAAGGAUUCCUUAUGAAUCAUCCUCAAAGCUGUGGGUGUCUGGGUAAACAUUACACAUGGAUGUAUAAGUAUUAUGGCCUAUAACAAGCAAGAUGUUUUUGAAGUUAUUUUGUGUUGUAUCAUGAGGCUAUAAAACACACCAAGUGGUUUCAGCAGGGUUUACAUUUGUCCGGUGAUCCAACAUCAUCAUCCAAGUGCCAACUCAAAAAACAUUGCAUGUAGUGUUUUUUUUUUUUAUCUGAUUAUACUACCCUGGAGGACUGUUAUGCUGGAGGGUCUAUAGGUGUGGGGUUGUGCUACAUUUUGGCCUAUGUGGCAAUGGAUGGGACAUAGCAUACAUGGGUUUUAGUGUGUUCCAUCUGGUGUUCCUAUCUGGAAUAGCACUGGAUCGCUAGAUAUAUGUGAGCACGGCCUAAGCCACUGCCUUAUGUCUUAAAUAUACUCCAAAAAACUAUAUGUAAACAUAGCAACAUAAAGUUAGUAGUUAUUUUACUAGUUAUACAUUAUAGCUUUUUACUUACUCAUUUUCAACAAAAUCCAUAUAUUAACCUUAUAUUUUUUUAAUCUUUUUCUUCUCAUUGGAAAACAUAGAACAUUGCUCAUCUUAAAGGGAAUGUGACAUCAGAAAAUGACUUAUUGUUAAAAUUUCAAGUUUUAAUGUUAAACUGAUUUUUCUUGUACAAAAUGUUAGUGUAGGAAAAAGAAGAAAUGUCCAGCGCAGCUUUCUCAGA